UGCGGAGGAAAACGGUACUCGCAUGCCUUACUCAACACACAUCCCAAAAUGGCCGAUUGGUGAGAAGAGAAGAAAGACAAUCAGAAAGAUAAAGAAAACUACAAAUGGCGGAUCUACCUCUUAGUAAUAGUCCUAAUUCAUCCCCUUCGUCCUCCUCUUCCAAGAGGAAAGGAAAGAAAAAGAAGAGAAGGAGCCCAUACAGUGACCCAGACUCACCAGUGGACUCCAUCAAUAAUGAAACUGACAAUUAUCCUUUACAAACUACUGAUCUUGAUACUCCUGUAAUUACAACAGCAAAAUGUGUUAUAUGUGGAAAAACUGUGAAACAAUUAGUUCGUAAACCUGAAGUCAAUGGUAUUGUUACAUGCGAGGCUUGCCUCAAGUUAGGCAUAACUCCAUCCUCUGGCGAUGAUGGUAAAAAUUCUAUGGACGGAUACAUGACACCACGUCGUGGCCCAGUGAAGGAGCACCUCUGUAACUGUGCAGCCUGUGUCAAUAAACGUGAAAAUGCAGUUCCACCAGAGGUAGAGCGCGAUGCCCACAUAACCCAAAGCUAUUGGAUGGAGAUCAGGCACGUUGUCAGAUGCAUAUACAGAGAUGACAUGAAUCUCUCAGAUUUAUCAACGAGGGAAAGCAUUGGCUCGGACAAGAUGAGGAGUAUUGUGAGGAAGUUGUGCAGUCGGGAUCCACACCAGUUCUUCCAGAGGCUGGAGACUUUGGCAAGGGAGUACCUUCUUGAGGUGAAAGUAAGAUUAUUGGAGCAGUUGUCAUGUGGUUUUAAUUCCCCACAACUGGCCAUUGAGUUCAUACAGAUGCUUUUAGAUGAGUACACCACACUCUGUUCAGCUCUACCAGGACUACUCUUCUUACUUGAACCACUGGAGGCGACUGAUUACGUCAGGAGUCUUGGUGUUACCAUUGAACUGGUUAAUAAGAACAUUUUCCGUGAGCUCAUUUUUGCCGAGUCAUUCAUGAGCUCAAACCUCCCACUCAUUAUUGCUCAGUUGAGACUGGCCUCCCUCUCUUCAGACCCUUUUCAUCGGAGCACAGCAGACUCACUCUCACAAAGGUAUAUAUGUCUAGAUAGAGAGAUGGAAGAGAUUGGUAGAGUGUGGAAAGUGGCCAAGGAGCAGCUAUUGGUCCAUCACCAAGAGCUGAAGCGGCAUGAAGAGAGACAUGCUAGUCUGUCCAAGAUGAAAGCUGACAACAAUCUCAUGAAGAAAUCAGACCUCCCUCCUCCUCUCCCUCCCCCUCCUGUCACUGAUGAAUAUUCUACUGAGCCAAUUCAAGCUACUGGUACUUUUGUUAAGUUAAAAGAUGAUCCUAUAGAAGAGCCUGUACAGUCUAAAGCAACAAAGUCACAAAAAGUAGAUUCAUCUUCAACAUCUCAAGCUAAACCCUCUCUCCAUCUUACAUCACUUAUCCCUCCUCCCUCCUCCUCCUCUUUCUCUUCCCCCCAGCAAGAAACCGACUCAACCGCAACCAGCAGCAACAAAGAGAACGAGAAAGGAAGUUGGCUGACCAAAGAACAAGUGGCCGAGUUCUCAAAAAUCUUAUUUAAGUGUAUAAAGCCAAUAGGGGAUCCAGAGUUUAGGAUAACAGAUGAUAUAGCAACUCACACCAUCACAUUAAAGAUAGACAUGACCGCCAUUGAUCUGAGGCAUGCCGAAGCACUUUGUACGAGCGAGCAAGUACACAAGUAUGAAGGACUGGGGCUAAGGAGGGAGGAGAUUGCUGAGGUGGCCCUCAAGCUGAAUGCUAUCAAGCAUCUUGGCAUCAGUCUCCGUAUUGAUGAUCUUUUUGAUGAGCAUGGGUUCAUGGUCGUUGAUGGGAGUGAGAUCCAGCAGGAGGAGAGAGAAGACGCUGUGUAUUUUGUUGAAGACGGUCGCAACUCCAUCAAAGGAAAAGAGAAACUAUUGGCAGAGGAACUGGCUCGCUCUGAGCUAGUUGACUUGUUAGCUGAGAAAGAGCGAGUGAUAGAGAGGGAGAACAGCGAGAGAGGGGAAGGAAGGGAGACCGACCUUCUCCAGAGCAUGACGAUGAAGAUUAGAUUCAUGAAGAGCGUCGUGAACGAGGAGGUCCGGUCUAGACUGAUAUCGGACAGCGAACAGGUCAUGUUUGAAUCGUGUGAUCAAGUUCAGAUGAAGCUGACGCAGUUAGAGUUGAACACCGUUCGAUUGAUGUGUACCUCAAACUCUUCGUCUUCGUCUUCACUGGCAUCUAAUCUCGGGAUGAUUAACACAUGUAAGAGAAAAGAGGCGGGGCCUGAGAAAUACAUGCAUGCCGAUGCCCACCAGCCAUUUAUGGAUCUGCUAUUGGAACAGCAGCAGGGAAAGGCCUCGGAGUUUGUUCCCAAGGGAGAGGAGGAGGAGGAGAGGGAGGGAGAAGGGAAGAAGGAGAGAAAGGAAGGGAAGAGAAGGAAGAAGGAUGAGCUGGUCCUUGGUCAGUCGACUGUGCUCUCUGUGUCUAUGAGGAAUCAAAACUGUCAGUGUUUUGCUUGUAUCGGUGCUGUUGCUGCCCAGCAAACUGAUGNUCUUUCAAGGCCACUGAAUCCAAUAGACCCUAAUGGGAGCCAAUUGAACAUUAAAGAUGUACUGAGGGCUGGUCUGGAGGAAUCAAGUAAAGGAUCACCAGGGGGCGUGGCUGGAGGAGGAAGUCACGCCCACAAUAAAGUUUCUAAUAAAACUGAAAAUCUUUGGCAAAAUUGGAUGUCUUCAACAAACGAUAAUUUAGUAGAGGAUCCUAAGACCACACCCACUACAGCCCCGCCCCCAGCAGCCAGCAAUACUUCCCCAUCAUCUGCCACUAGCUCAAGCCUCGUUAAACCAAACCACGCCCACACCUGCCAACAUGCUGCAGUCACUCAAUCAGCUGAUAAUAGCACACAAACACAUGUUGCUAAUGGAUCGACCAAUGGAUCAUCAGGCCCUGUCAGGAGAUACUGUCCUUGCUGCUACUGUGAACUAUUUGGACACAACUCGCCAAUCACGGCUCCAACCAGUCACAAUUACACCAAACAGAGGGACAAGAUGAGACAAAAACUGGAAAAGAAAAGGAACAAGAAAGAUGGAGAACAUGUUCAUCAGUGUCCCCACGGGUAUCCUUAUCCUGUUCCUCAUCACUCCUAUCACUCUCACUCUCCACCCGCCAACCAAUCAAGUGUAAAGACUCAUCCAGCCCCUCCCCCUCCUCCUCCACCUCCCCCUGCUCCAGCUCCAGCUGUUGUAGUUGAGACUAAAGUGGCCACACCUCCUACCCCACCCUCUAUUGGAGACGACCGCUCGCUGGACGAACUACUGAGAUUCAUUGAAGGAAAGGAUUUCGUUGAGCCGACCAGCAACGGAACUAAAACAAAGAAAAAGAAUAAGAAGAAAAAAGUAACAGAAUCAGUUGCUGUCUCUUCAUCAUCUUCUGGUAGUGAUAACAAUCAGUCACACGUCACUAUUAACAGAGUCUCUGAUCCUCCCCCUCCUCCUCCUCCUCCUCCUCCUCCUGUCACUUCUCCUUCCCCUCCUCCUCCUCCUUCCCUUCCUGCUAUCAGUAAGAUGGAGAGUGUUGGAGGAAAGGGUAAGGCUGGGGGUGGAAAGGGACCGGCAGGAGGGAGCGUGGCUAAAAGGGAAGAGAAAGGAAGAGCAAAGCAGCAGGCAUUAGUUAAUGGAGGAAAGAAAGGAUCUCCAAGUCCACCAGUCACAAAGAAACAGACCUCACAACCUUCGCCUAAACCAACCCGUAGCAAUAAUGCCUCCAGCAGGAGUUCUAGCAAGAAAACCUCUCAUCAAUCCAAUGGCAUUGGUAAAGGCAUAUACAGUGCUGCUGAUCCAUUGAUUACUGAUAGAUCUAUGCAGUCUGACACUGAAGAAGACUAUGAUCAAGAACUUGAAGACUUCAAAAAACUUUGCUUUAGUUCAGCUCCUGUUGAUGCUAAAAAGAAGCUUCAUGUUUCUCUGAACAUGCAGGACAUCAUUUCCAAAAUGAAGUGAACCUUUGCCACACACAAGUAUCUUAUUAGUAGAGACUUUCCACUCAGUUUAUUGUUAUUAUUAUUGUUGUUAUUAUUUUGAUUUCUCUUUUUCUUGCCCACUGAUGCUACACUAAUGAGUAUAGAGGACAUAAAACAGACGGACAGACAUUGUUUUCCUCAUGUUUAGAACCCUCCCUCACUCUUUUCAGUUCAAAUGUGUCAAUAUUAUUAUUAUUAUUAUUUGUGAUUAUGCUAUGAUAACAAUACCGAACUAAUGGCUGAUGAGUACUGACAUUUCAAUGCUUCUACUGCAAAUUUAGUUACACCUAUUAUUUAUUAAAAUAAUGUUUUUGACAUACAUAGCCUUUUGGCUAAAAAAA
Amphimedon queenslandica is the source of this 4341-nucleotide messenger RNA. RefSeq lists its product as uncharacterized. NCBI's taxonomy places the organism in Eukaryota, Metazoa, Porifera, Demospongiae, Haplosclerida, Niphatidae. The coding region runs from base 105 to 3980 and encodes 1291 amino acids. The record is from RefSeq and is a predicted model, not a curated record. The transcript has 24 exons.